Messenger RNA from Oenanthe melanoleuca, 4182 nucleotides. RefSeq names its product StAR related lipid transfer domain containing 4 (gene STARD4). The transcript has 6 exons. Gene Ontology annotation, biological process: cholesterol transport involved in cholesterol storage; intracellular cholesterol transport; cholesterol import. Bases 175 to 825 code for a protein of 216 amino acids. Gene Ontology annotation, cellular component: cytosol; endoplasmic reticulum. Gene Ontology annotation, molecular function: cholesterol binding; cholesterol transfer activity. Lineage: Eukaryota; Metazoa; Chordata; Aves; Passeriformes; Muscicapidae. The record is from RefSeq and is a predicted model, not a curated record.
GGCCGCGGGUGAGCGCGGAGCCGGGGCGGCGGCGCGGCCGUGAGGGGAGCGCGCCCGUCCCGCGUUCCGCGGGUCCCGGCGCUGGGGCAGCGGCUGCUGGCCCUCGGCCUGAGCCCGUGACCCUCGGCCUGAGCCCGUGACAGCCGCUCGCUGCAACCCGAACCCGCCUGGGAGAUGCGUCUUCGCGCAGGAGGGAAGCAAAUGGAUCCGCUGCCCAAUCCCGCGCCCCUGGCCUCGAAGCUGCGGAACACGCUGGUCCGGUACCACAGCAUCGCAGACGGCGAGUGGCGGGCGGCGAAGAAAACCAAAGAUGCAACUGUGUGGCGUAAACCAUCAGAGGAAUUCAGUGGAUACCUCUACAAAGCUCAAGGAGUGGUGGAAGAUGUUACUAACAGAAUAGUGGAUCAUAUUCGCCCUGGACCUUACAGGCUGGACUGGGACAGCCUAAUGACUUCAAUGGACAUCUUGGAAACAUUUGAAGAGAACUGCUGUGUGAUGCGCUAUACAACUGCUGGCCAGCUCUGGAACAUCAUAGCACCAAGGGAGUUUGUUGAUUUCUCUUACACUACAAGCUAUGAAGAUGGGCUUCUAACAUGUGGUAUAAGCCUGGACUAUGGAGAGGUGAGACCAAACUUUGUCCGUGGAUUCAAUCACCCUUGCGGUUGGUUCUGUGUCCCUCUCAAGGACUCUCCUGGCCACAGUCUUUUGACAGGCUACAUCCAGACUGAGCUGCGAGGGAUGCUGCCUCAGUCUGCAGUAGACACUGCUAUGUCCAGUACCCUGGCCAAUUUCUACUCUGACCUCAAAAAGGCACUCAAAACGUAGACAAACAAUCACUUCAAAGCCCGUGCAUUCCUUGCAAUCACAUUAUGUUGUUUAGCUUAGCAUAGGUUACCUACUAAAUUGAGGUAACACUCUUCCUGAAUGACACUUAAACCUUUGUGUUGAGGAUCCAAACAACUUUAGCAAGUGCUUUUUGAUGUGAUAAUUGACAUACAUUCCCAGUGCACAGUGUGAGAUGAUUUUUGCUGCUCAGCACUCUGCAGCUUUUAUGAGGAACAGCCUGAAUCUCCAAACCCCCAGCUUCCUCUGUAAAAAGCACAAGAUGUGUGUGUGGGGGAGCUUGAAAAAUGCAGUGUGAGCUCAGCUCUCUGCAGCAAUUUUGGGAGCCAGGUGCUCAGGAUUUUGAUGAUGCAGGUUGCUGUACAGGCAGCAUCUCAUUGAAGACAUAAUGUUGUUAUUUACAUAUAAGUAUAUAUAUAUAUAUUUAUAUUUUCUUUGAAGUUUGUUCAGCUGUAAUUUGUUUUUAAAAUUUGAUUUGAUUUAUCAUAUGAAUAUUACAUAACUAAGUUGUUAAAUGAUACUAUUCAUAAGAAAGCUAACUGUAAUUGAGAGCAAAACUAAGUGUUCAUUAUUGGUAUUUCUUUGAUGUUGUAAUUGUAAUUUAUUUACUGUUGUAUAUAAUAGUCUCAGUGCAUAAAGAGAUGCCCUUACAGCUGAUCCAAAGCUCAUUUAGAUCAUCAGGUGUCUUUCCAUAGGUUUUUUUGGCAGGCUUUUAAUCACACAGUUGUCAAAAUAGCAAAUCUCCAAUGGAUCUUCUGUGAUACCCUGUACUUCUAAGUUUUUUUAAAUUUAAAUUUGCGUGUAAUAGUGUGUUUGGGGUUCGUUUGGUUGGGUUUUGGGGGAGUUUUCUUUCUAUGUAUGUUUCUUUGAUGGAAUUCCAAAAGCAACAGAAAGAGCCACUCGUUUGCUUCAGAGAUAGAUAUUGCUGUAGGCACAACAGCACAGACUUGCCAGUGUUCUGGUGCUGUGGAGUGUCCUGUGGUACUGCCUCUAGAUUGGGAGAUUGAUCUUUGCAAUAAAUGAGCAUCUUAAAACAUGAGUAACUGAAGGCCAAAGCUCAAGCUGCAGAAUUGCUCAGAUCUGCUGAAGGAUAGAGGGGCUUUUGUUAAGAUGUAAAUUUCAAGAAUAUUCAGCAAUCUAGUGAUUCUGACAGGUACACAGCAGGAGCAUUCAAAAAAUAACUCUCUCUGUGCUAGGAACAUGAAUUCUCUUUAAAAUCUGAUAUUAAGCCUUUAAUGUUGAUGUGUCAUUUGCUCAGGUGACAUAUUAGUUAUCCCCAUGCUUUGCCAGUGCUCACAGUGGCAAGUCUAACUGUGUAGGAGUUGGGGAAAGUAUCUUGGAUGUCUGAUAUUGUGGAGCCAGUUGUAUACAUGCAAUCCAGGGACAGAUAAUGGACUCUCAGAAAAACAAAAAAUUCAGAUGAAAGUCCCCUGCAAUAUUGGCUUUUUUGACACUGAACUCUGAAUAGUGAGGACUUUCCUUUCUCAUUGCUCGAUCGUAGAGGUAGAAAAAACUUAAUACCAAAUAUACUGGGGGCUUUUUCAACCUGCUUCAUGUUUUGAGGUAUUUAGUACUAUUUCAGACUGUGAAAAACAGUGCAUCUAACAGCCUUUGCUGUCUUCAUGGGCAGAAAAUGUUAACUCGUUGUUAGGUUUUGUGUAUUCUGCAUUUCCCUUUAAACCCCUUUGUUAGUCUACCCAUUUUUUUUCUACCUUCCUCGUAUCUGCCAAAGCUCAUGAGGUGAUCUUCUACCACCAAGGACACCAAGGAAUUGCUGCCAGUACUGGUGCAGAGGCAAUUAUGAAAUUUCUGGCAAUGCUGCUCCGUGGGAUGAAUGAUGACAUGAUUGUAGAGAAAACUGUUUGAAGUGUAGCCUAUUCUUUCUUCCUAGUUACACAGAUUACAUGUGCAUUGAAUUUGCAUAUUCAUGUCUUUUCUUUUUAGAGCUGCUGGGGUUGACUAAUGGAGGGGCUGCAGUACAGAUGUACGCAGAGAAAAAUAUUCCCUUUGUGUGAAAAGCCCAGUUUAAAUCUGCACAGAGGCACUUCAGUGGCAGGGAAAUGGGUCAGAAGGAGCACAACACACUUACAGGAGGAUGUUUGUACAACACCAAGCACUGCAGAAGUAAUUUUUCCAAACAGCCAUUUUAAGGGCUCUGAGACAUAUACAGUAUGUAUCCUUAUUUAGUAUUCAGUGAAAUGGCUUUUUCUGCUUUUGGUAAAGACAAGUUGGUGAAGCACAGAGCAGCAGAAGAAAGAACUUGAUCUAAAGUAAGAUAAUUGCUAGUGUAUUUUUGUAUAUUGAUACUUCUAAUAAAAAUUUCUGUUAUACACCAAUACAGAACUAGAAGAAAGAUGUCCAAUUUCGAAUGUAUUUAUUUGAAGCUGAAAUUUAUAUUAUUUUUAUAUAGCUAUAGAUGGAGAGGGAAGAAGAACUGUUCUUUAAGCAGAGUGCAUCAGAACCAAGAAUGCCACUAUAUUGGAGCCUCUUCUCCCACUGUUGCAUUCUUCUCUUCAGUUAGUGGACAAUCUAGGUGGAGCCAAGAGGGUUAAAACAGGAAAGCAGUGGCAAGGACGAAGUGUAGGAACCCAUGUUUUGCUUAUGCAGAAGAAAUGGGAGAGAUUGCCUCGUACAGAUUUCUAUCAUUUAGGAAUAAAGUUACCCAGAAGUGACUUCUGAACAGAUUACCCAAUAAUAGCAGAAAUCUUGUUUUGCUAGAAAAAUAGCAUGUGUAUAGAUACAUCAAAAUUAUUUUUAUAUGACUAAUUUAUUUUUUUUUAACUUACUUUUUAGAGUUUUGGGCUAUAUGACACUUUACUCUUUUGCACUUCAAGAAGGUGGUUUGUAUGUGUGUAGGAAAGAGAUAAGACAAUUUUCAUGUUUGGGUUCCUCAUCUAAAACCCAGCAUUAAACCUUGCCUGUAGCUUUGCAGAAGAUGCAGAGAUGGGAUUGAGAUCAGUUUAGAGGCAGUAGAAGUACUCUACCACAGCUGUCUGGGAGGUGUUCUUCAGAGAAAUACUCUGUGUACAGGCCCUGAUCUCAAAUUUGAUGAACUUAUAAAUGUGAAACAUGAUGGAUUUAUAAAAUACAGAGCAUAUAAUUCCUCCAGUAAUCAUAUGUAACCAGAAGAGUUUUGAUGGUGUGAACAAGUGGUUCAACCUAGGAGAUUCCCUGCUGUAAAAAUAACCCUAAUUCUAGUGAAAUCAGUCAAGUUGUGCCUGUGCAUGGAAAGCCGAAGUCUGUUUUAACAGUGGCUUUAACUUACUGUGUUCAGCCGUUAAGCGAUUGUAUUUGUAUUUUGAAUGCAACUGCAGAAUAAAUUAAAAUAAUGGAUUCCAA